AUGGAACAUCAUGAGAUCAAGUCAAACACUGACAAGCAAAAGCCAGUAGACGUCGAACCGAGAAAGGACAAUAUUCUGGAUGCGUUGAUCAUUAACAUCGGACAAUGUGGACGCUUUCAAAUUAUCAACUAUGUGAUGCUCUGCCUGCCUAUCAUUUGCAACGCCGUCUACUCAUUAUCCUAUGUGUUCACAGCCAGUAGUGUGGGCCACAGGUGUAGCAUAAGUGAAUGUGAUAAUCUUACUAGCAAAUUUAUUGAGCCUUGGCUAAACUUCUCGAUACCAGAGAAUAAUGGAAAGGACCUUGUGAAGCUCGCUUUUUUUAACAGCACUCGUAGAGUUGCUUGCGAUGCGGGCUACAAAUUUAAGGAUAGAGAGAAUACUAUAUCAAGGGAGUUUGACAUCUUUUGCUCAGAUAAAUGGAAACUUUCGAUGGUCGGAACUGUCAACAAUGUUGGACAAUUCGUGGGCAUACCAUUGGGUGGAUAUCUAUCAGAUCGCUAUGGUCGCAAAUUAAUACUUGUUAUUACUGGAGUAUUGAGUGCACUGUGUGGACUAGCGAGAUCUUAUGCUCCCGAUUACUAUACUUUCCUAUCGUUUGAAUUUUUGGAUAUGACUGUGGGCAGCACAUUGUAUCCCACAGCAUUUUUACUGGCAAUCGAAUUUGUUGGUCCCAAACAUCGAGUGGUAGCCGCAACGUUCAUUAGCUCCACCUACGGUCUGGCAGAGGCGGGAAUGGGAUAUCUGGCUGGUUAUAUUCUAGAUUGGCGAGUGCUGCUCCGAUUACUUUACACUCCAGCAUUGCUGCAUCUUAUUUUCAUUUGCUAUCUGCCCGAGAGUGUACGCUGGUUGCUCAGUCAAUCGAGGGAAGAGGACGCCAUUCACACUUUGCGACGAGUUGCACGAAUCAAUCAGCGAUCUUUGCCAGAAGAUCAGCUUAACGAGUUGAUACGAACCAAUCGUGAAUUAGUGGCUAGUUCGAAAGCAACUCAAGGUCAUUACAGUGCUAAACAGAUCUUUAGUGCACUUGGUUUGCGCAUUGCACAGUGCUGUUUCUUAUGGUUCACCAACACUUUAAUCACUCUAGGAUUAACCCUCAACUCCGUUGGAUUGAGUGAAAAUAAAUUCCAGAAUUUCAGCAUGAUGGGAUUUAUGCAGUUGCCGGGCAUCGUGCUUAGCAUGCUGUUAAUGCAUCGCAUUGGACGUCGUUGGACCCUAAGCAUGUUCCUCAGCUCUUCUGCUGUUCUACUGCUGACAAUGGCACUUUUUGCAGAAGAUUAUCCCUCAUUUGCUGGGCCACUCUACUUUCUAGCAAAAAUGACUUCAACUGGCAGCUUUAUGGUUUUGUACUUUUUUACCUCAGAAAUAUUUCCGACCAGUUGCCGCAACAGUUUGCUUUCAUUCUGUUCCAUGGUGGGUCGCUUUGGUUCCAUGUUGGCGCCACAAACCCCUUUAUUGAUAAACUACUAUAAGUAUGCGCCACAUUUGCUGUUUGCCACAUUUGGUUUGCUGGCCUCGGUGAUUGCCAUGUUUUUUCCCGAAACAGCUAAUAAAGUAUUACCUACAACGUUGGAGGAAGCACGUGCCUUGGACAGAAGUCAGCAAAUGAAACAAACAAAAAUUUCCAAAGUCUCAAAAACUGCUGUAUAAUCAUUUAAAAUUUGUCAGAGACUUGGUUUCAAUUUAAUAUUGUAAAUAUUUGUCAUAUUUGUCGUCGCAUAGAAUGACAAGUGAAAAUAUCAAAUGGUCAACAUUCGAUUGCCAAAUAUAGCAUUCAGAUCGUAUUAGUAGUUGUUGUAAUAAGAGAUUUAUAUUCGAUGUUAGGAACUGAGAGAACUUGAAGCUUAGGGUCUUAUCUAAUCUGAGUGUAUUUUGGGUACAAGAUAGAAAUUCAUUUCAGUGUUAAAUCGUAAUAAAAUAACCACUGCU
Molecule: messenger RNA, 1926 nt
Organism: Drosophila nasuta
Lineage: Eukaryota; Metazoa; Arthropoda; Insecta; Diptera; Drosophilidae
Product: solute carrier family 22 member 7-like
Biological process (GO): transmembrane transport
Cellular component (GO): membrane
Molecular function (GO): transmembrane transporter activity
Source: RefSeq, a predicted model, not a curated record